This is a messenger RNA of Penicillium cataractarum, 1026 nucleotides long. Its product is annotated as Gfo/Idh/MocA family protein. The record is from RefSeq and is a predicted model, not a curated record. The coding region runs from base 1 to 1026 and encodes 341 amino acids. Gene Ontology annotation, biological process: NADPH regeneration. NCBI's taxonomy places the organism in Eukaryota, Fungi, Ascomycota, Eurotiomycetes, Eurotiales, Aspergillaceae. Gene Ontology annotation, molecular function: oxidoreductase activity; nucleotide binding. The transcript is spliced from 5 exons. Gene Ontology annotation, cellular component: cytoplasm.
AUGCCAAUUGGAAUCGCUAUUAUUGGGAGUGGCAAUUUUGCCAAAGAGCAGCAUUUGCCUGCGGUUAAAGCUGCUGCCGACCUCCAGCUCAAGGCCAUCUACUCCCGGUCCUUGAAGUCGGCCCAGACUCUGGCUAGCGGCACGUCAGACGUCGACCUCUACUCGGAUGACUCCGGUACUGGCAAGUCCUAUGAUGAUUUACUAGCCCGUUCAGAUAUCAGCGCUGUAAUUAUUGGCCUGCCCAUCUUGACUCAGCCCGAGUUCAUCAAGAGGGCUCUUACUGCGGGCAAACAUGUUCUUUCGGAAAAGCCCAUUGCUAAGGAUGUGGCUACAGCCCGGGAGCUUCUGCAAUGGUACCAAACCAGCAUUGAUCCUAUCAAGACCACCUGGGCCGUGGGCGAGAACUUUCGGUAUAUGACCAAGUUCCUCUUCGCAGCUGAAAAGGUUCGGGGACUGGGCAGAGUCCGGCAUUUCCGAGUCAACGUCCACACUCUGGUGCAAAAGGAUAACAAGUAUUACUUGACUUUCUGGCGGAAAACUCCAGAAUAUCAAGGAGGAUUCUUGCUGGACGGUGGCGUGCAUAUGAUUGCCGGCCUCCGCUUGAUUCUUGGUUCAACGGAGCAUCUGACUGCGGUCUCGGCUCAGACGCAACAGUUAAAGGAUUACCUCCCACCGGUUGAUACAGUCGACGCAGUUGUCCAGACAAAGUCUGGUGCUACGGGUGUUGUUUCCCUGUCAUGGGGGUCAGACUUUAACGACAACUGCUUCGAGUUUGCUUGCGAGAAGGGUGUGGUGACGCUGCACGGUGACAACGUGACUGUGAAUGGUGCCCAACACUAUAUCGAGUUUGAUGGCAAGGGAGUUGUCCCUGAGGUGGCGGAAUUCGCGUCGUCUAUUGUUAACGGUCGAUCUGUUGCAAAGAGACAAUCACCAGAGGAAGCGUUGGCGGAUUUGGAGGCGUUGGAACAGAUGUUGCAGAGUGGUAAGACGAAUGGGGACCGAAUGAUGCUUCAUUUCCAGGUUUAG